GAACUCAUGAUCAUUCGCCAUCCGUUCCCGAUCUCCAAGAUCACCGACCUUCUCCAAGGACUCGAGCGGUUCGUGUUCGUGACGUCUCUCGACAUGAAUAUGGGGUACUACUCCAUUACGCUCAGCGACAGGUGCUCUCAGAUCUGCUCCUUCAUCCUGCCGUGGGGGAAAGUAUCGCUAUAA
Messenger RNA from Phytophthora sojae, 183 nucleotides. RefSeq lists its product as hypothetical. The annotation marks the transcript as partial. NCBI's taxonomy places the organism in Eukaryota, Oomycota, Peronosporomycetes, Peronosporales, Peronosporaceae. The record is from RefSeq and is a predicted model, not a curated record. The transcript has a single exon.